This is a messenger RNA of Telopea speciosissima, 1004 nucleotides long. RefSeq names its product NADH dehydrogenase [ubiquinone] iron-sulfur protein 7, mitochondrial. Gene Ontology annotation, biological process: aerobic respiration; electron transport coupled proton transport; mitochondrial respiratory chain complex I assembly. NCBI's taxonomy places the organism in Eukaryota, Viridiplantae, Streptophyta, Magnoliopsida, Proteales, Proteaceae. The coding region runs from base 89 to 718 and encodes 209 amino acids. Gene Ontology annotation, molecular function: quinone binding; NADH dehydrogenase (ubiquinone) activity; 4 iron, 4 sulfur cluster binding. The transcript has 2 exons. The record is from RefSeq and is a predicted model, not a curated record.
UUUUUCCAAUUUGUUCUGUUCCGACUUCCGAGUCUCAAACUCUGAACCCCAUAGCGAUCUCUUGUGCUGUGAAACGACUAACGAGGCAAUGGCUCUCCUCCCUAGAGCAGCACGUCUUGCCCUAGUUUCAUCGCAAAGGACGGCGUCGAUCCAUACAACGCUUCCUGCACUGUCGCCUUCGUCGGAGUCGACAUCGCCGGCCCCGUAUGCCCGUCCGGCCUCACCUGCUACUGGCACGGGGCUGCCGAAGGCGGCGGAGUACGUGAUCUCGAAGGUGGAUGAUCUGAUGAAUUGGGCCCGUACUGGAUCCAUCUGGCCUAUGACCUUUGGCCUUGCUUGCUGUGCGGUCGAGAUGAUGCACACCGGUGCCGCCCGCUAUGACUUCGAUCGAUUUGGAAUUAUCUUCAGGCCUAGCCCUAGGCAGUCCGAUUGCAUGAUUGUUGCUGGCACCCUUACCAAUAAGAUGGCUCCUGCGCUUCGCAAGGUGUAUGAUCAAAUGCCUGAGCCUCGGUGGGUCGUUUCCAUGGGAAGCUGUGCAAAUGGUGGCGGGUACUACCACUAUUCAUACUCUGUUGUUCGGGGCUGUGACAGGAUUGUACCAGUUGAUAUCUAUGUUCCUGGUUGCCCCCCAACUGCUGAGGCUUUACUCUAUGGAAUGCUUCAGCUUCAGAAGAAAAUUAACAGGCGGAAGGAUUUCCUUCACUGGUGGACCAAGUGAAGGUCUAUGACUUCUUCUUGGGCUACUGUCCGGCUACUGUUAAUUGAGUUUUUGUUUCACUUAUGAAAGAAAUAAAUUCUAUAAUGGAAGUACUUGUUUGCUGUGGCCUGUUUAAAUGCAGUAGGAACGGAAAUUGCUGUCAUUAUACAUCUAUCGGGAGAUACUAUGAUGUUCCUCUUAAUCUUGGAAAACAACUGUUCUGCUUUAUGCAUGUGUUUCUAUUACUGGGCCAACCAGGCUUGUAAAUUAGAUUGUAUUGGCUUAAUUAUGCAUAUGCCUUUGUUUA